Molecule: messenger RNA, 2048 nt
Organism: Oncorhynchus mykiss (rainbow trout)
Lineage: Eukaryota; Metazoa; Chordata; Actinopteri; Salmoniformes; Salmonidae
Gene: ankrd53
Product: ankyrin repeat domain 53
Biological process (GO): regulation of mitotic spindle organization; regulation of mitotic cytokinesis; positive regulation of microtubule polymerization
Cellular component (GO): spindle pole
Molecular function (GO): protein binding
Source: RefSeq, a predicted model, not a curated record
CAUGCAUCGUUCUGUUGCAAUGUUCUGUUUUGGGUUGUUGAGUAAUAUAAAUACAAUUAAUUGUAUUUUUGUUGAGUUGUUGUGCUUAAAAACAGUGGAACAAUAUGAAGAAUAACCAUAGCAACCAUGGAACAUAUAAACAAACGCGGAAAGUUAUCGACCUAAAGAUGGCUACUAUGUGGUAAAAUUGUAUCCGGACUUGCUAGACUACUUUGUAGCUAUACAUUUAACCCGUUGAAACACUGUAACAUUGUAGCCAAGGCUUCGUGCAUGUAAUUUAUCAGAAGUUAUAGCGCAACUUGAAGUAGCCUAGCCUAGUGGUUGCGCACCGCCCAAGAGCAAGGAGUCGCCUUAAUGCUGGCAGACGUUUAGGCUAACCAGAGCCUGGGUUUACUAGUUUAUUUCCAACUAUCGAACUAUAAUUUUAAAAACUAAAGACGAACUUUUUUUUAUUCCUAUUCUCAACCUGUUCCUGGACUGAUUGUUGUUAUUGAGUGACUGGAUAAUGUGCUCCUCCAGUAAGCCCAGGGUAGGUGGUGGGGUGGUGCUGGUGCGGCGGUUGGUGAAGGCUCCGCCGGACAGCGACAUGUUCCAGGCGGCCACCUCCGGGGACCGUGACUGGCUGCGACUCAGCCUGAAGCGGGCGCUGUCCCCAACGCAGCUCGACAAACAGGGUCUGACGGUGCUCCACGUGGCUGGCCUACACGGGCAGUUGGAGUGUAUGAAGCUGCUGUUGGCAUCCCAAGUGGUGGACAUAAACGCCAGCUGCCCCCUGGGCCGCAGACCCAUCCACAUGGUCCUCACUGCCAAGAGCAGACCCCACUCCCAUGCCUGCCUCACCUACCUACUGGAGCAUGGAGCCCUGCCAAACGUAGCCACUGACACAGGGUUGACGCCCCUCCACCUGGCUGCCACCGAGGGCCUGUGGGAGUGUACCAAGAGUCUAGUGGAGGCGGGGGCAGACACGGGUGCACGAGACAACCGAGGACACACACCUUUGGAACUGGCACGCAUCUGGUGCCACAGAAGGAUCGCCAGGUUUCUGAAGGACUCUAUGUGGCAGAACGAGAAGAAAAGAGAGAUGGAGAGGCGCAAGGCGCUGCAGAACCUUCGGCAGGACCUGUUCAACAUGCACAGGAGGGCCGAGAACAUAGAGAAGGUGGGGAGACAGAAGUUGAUGGAAGAGAAGGUCACGGCGUGGGCCGAUAAGAAAGGCCUUCCCCUCCUCUGGGCCCAGCCUAUGGCCACAUGGAACCAGGCUCACGCCCACUGUCUCUCCCCGGGCCAGAGGCCACAAAGCCAGAGGACCAAGGUCUGCCACAGGCAGCAUCCAGGGGCCCCUCCUCGGGAGGCCUGGAACAUCUCCCCCAACCCCUCCAAACCCCCGCCGGCCUCUGUCUCCCGGCCCCAGGGGGUGCGUCUGAGCAGCCAGCCCGAGAGGUCCCCUCCAGAGCCCGACCUGAGGCGCAGCAUAACUCUCUGCAGGGCCCGUGGGGAUGGACGUCCCCAGUACACUGCCAAGUGGGACGGGUCCCCCCAGUCGGUCCCCAACCUGCCCUGGGAUGUCCUUCAGAGGGGGCUGUUCUCUGCUGCCUUCCCAUCAAGGAUUGCCUCGCCCAACCACUUCCAGCCCAACCAUGUGCUGGAUCUGCCGCGCAUCGGCUGCUCCCCAGGACCCAACACCUCUCCCUGGACAGAGGUGGCCAUGCACCUGGCUGAGGAGCUGGAGCCUGGCCACUACUGACUGGAUGGAGAGGUAGAAGUUGCCCCUAACCAAUGAUCCAGUCAGAUUUAUUUCAUCCCUCUAAGUGUUAAGGUUAGAAUGGCAGGUAGGGUAAUCUGAUCCUAGAUCUGUGGUUGGGGGCAACUUCUACUUUAAGGAGUGGUGGAGAUCCACUUUCUCCCAGUCGUACUCUACUGUAAUGGAGAGACACUGUACUGACUCUACUGUCACCAUUACAGGUGAUUGGACAGUGGUGUUCUGCAAAACAUAGAUUUUGCAUAUCAGGAGUAUUUUUAUUAUUAAAAGGUGUGAUAUUUGAGAAACA